UCGUAGUAGACUUCAACAGCUAUAUGUAUUUCGAGUUGCUCCGAAACCUUCCGCCGAUCAUGUAUUCGGCCCUCUUCCUGUCAUUUCUGUCAACCGCAUCUGCGGCAGCGGUCGACAGGCGAACUCCCGUUCCUGCUGGAUAUGUCGCAGCACCAUACUAUCCAGCUCCCCAUGGAGGAUGGGUCGACAGCUGGAGCGAGAGUUACCGAAAGGCUUCGCUCCUCGUAUCCAACAUGACCUUGGCCGAAAAAACCAAUUUGACUUCUGGUACUGGCCUCUUCAUGGGACCUUGCGUAGGCAACACCGGAAGUGCUCUACGCGCAGGGAUACCGUCUUUAUGCCUCCAAGAUGGACCUCUCGGUGUAAGAAACACAGAGCAGAAUACAGCUUUCCCAGCGGGUAUCACCGUCGGCGCCACAUGGGACAAGGCACUCAUGCACGCUCGUGGUGUUGCACUUGGUGAAGAGUUCCGUGGAAAAGGCAUCAACAUCCAUCUGGGUCCUUCUGUCGGGGCAUUGGGACGCAAACCUCGUGGUGGGAGAAACUGGGAAGGUUUCGGAGCUGAUCCCGUUCUCCAAGCUUUCGGAGGCGCUCUCACCAUCGAGGGCGUUCAGAGCGUCGGCGUGAUUGCAACAAUCAAACACUUUAUCGCGAAUGAGCAAGAGCAAUUCAGGAUGUACAAUCUGGUUCAACCGGGCCUUUCGUCGAAUGUCGACGACAGAACUUUGCACGAGCUCUAUCUGUGGCCUUUUGCUGAAGGCGUUCGAUCUGGCGUAGGAAGCGUCAUGAUUGCAUACCAAGCUGUCAAUGGAUCUGCAUGCUCACAGAACAGCGAUUUGAUCAACAAUCUCUUGAAAGAUGAACUCGGCUUCCAGGGUUUUGUAAUGUCGGACUGGCUUGCACAGAUUUCUGGAGUUGGCUCAGCGCUUGCAGGCCUAGACAUGAACAUGCCAGGCGACAUCCACACCGUGCCGCUUGUUACCGGAGAGUCACAUUGGAUGUAUGAAUACUCCAGAUCCAUUCUAAACGGAACAGUUCCAGUUGAUCGCCUGGAUGAUUCCGUAACACGGAUCCUCGCAGCGUAUUUCCAGAUGGGCCAAGAUCAGGACUACCCACGCCCCAAUUUCGAUGCCAACACUCUUGACGCGGAGGGUCCGCUAUACCCUGGUCUUUUGACCUCCCCACGAGGCGUUGUCAACCAGUUUGUGAAUGUACAGGGCAACCACGCUGAACUGGCAAGAGAAAUUGCUCGGGAUGCUAUCACACUGUUGAAGAACACUGAUGGUUUCCUGCCUUUGUCACCAAACGCGACUCUGAAGAUCUUUGGCACCGACGCGGAAAAGAACCCCGAUGGUAUCAAUUCGUGCGCUGAUCAGGGCUGCAACAAAGGCACCCUCGGCAUGGGCUGGGGUUCUGGCUCAGCCAGAUACCCUUACAUGAACUCUCCUAUAGAUGGAUUCAAAGCCCGCGGCGCUCCCUACACCUACUUCAACCGCGACAACUUUCCUUCCAACUCUAACCCAUCACCUUCUGACACCGCCAUUGUUUUUGUUACUUCGGACUCUGGUGAAAAUUACAUCACUGUGAUGAGCAACCCUGGAGAUCGAACGACCGCAGGCCUGAACGUUUGGUAUGGCGGCGACAAGCUCAUCAAAGACGUUGCCAACGCAUACUCCAACGUCGUUGUCGUUGUACACACUGUCGGUCAAAUCAUCAUGGAAGAGUGGAUUGACUUGCCCUCGGUCAAAGCAGUUCUAUUCGCUCACUUGCCUGGUCAAGAAGCCGGUGACAGUCUCAUGGAGAUUUUGUACGGCGAUGUCUCACCGUCUGGUCAUCUCCCUUACACCAUUCCCACGUCCGAAGACAACUACCCUGAGAGUGUAGGUCUCAGGGGCUUCGAGAUCGGACAACCCCAGGAUACAUUCACCGAAGGUCUCUACAUUGAUUAUCGCCACUUCCACAAGGAAGGUAUCCAGCCUCGCUAUGCCUUUGGCCACGGACUUAGCUACACGAACUUUUCGUACUCCGAGGCAACUAUUACCCCAGUGACACCUCUGACCUCCACGCCUCCUACGCGUCCCGCCAAGGGAGAAACCCCAGAGUACUCAACAGAAAUCCCCCCCGCCUCGGAAGCAUACUGGCCUGAGGGUUUCAACCGAGUCGGUCUCCGCUACAAAUACUCCUUCCUCGAGAAGAAGGAUGCAGACAACGCAGCCGCCGACGCCAACUCUAGCAAAACAUACCCCUACCCUGCCGGAUACUCUGAUGAGCAAAAGGCCGAAGGACCACCCGCGGGCGGCGCGCAAGGUGGAAACCCCGCUCUCUUCGAAACCGCCUACGACAUCUCCGUUACCGUCACCAACACUGGCUCUCGCCCAGGCAAGGCUGUCGCACAGCUCUACGUUCAGUUCCCCGCUGGCAUUGCCUUUGACACACCCAUCAUCCAGCUCCGUGACUUCGAGAAAUCAGACGAGCUACCCGCGGGCGAAUCGCAAACCCUGAACCUCCGCGUCACCAGGAAGGAUCUCAGCGUGUGGGACGUAGUAUCCCAGAACUGGAUCGUGCCUGAUGUCAGUGGCGACUACGGUAUCUGGGUUGGCGACAGUUCAGACACGCUCGGAUUGAGGUGCGGCACUGCAACGGGCUCGUGUGAGACCGGCGUCGAGAGCCCCGUGUAG
Periconia digitata is the source of this 2678-nucleotide messenger RNA. The record is from the annotation of a GenBank genome assembly. Lineage: Eukaryota; Fungi; Ascomycota; Dothideomycetes; Pleosporales; Periconiaceae.